Phanerochaete carnosa HHB-10118-sp is the source of this 582-nucleotide messenger RNA. RefSeq lists its product as uncharacterized. The transcript is spliced from 3 exons. The annotation marks the transcript as partial. Lineage: Eukaryota; Fungi; Basidiomycota; Agaricomycetes; Polyporales; Phanerochaetaceae. The record is from RefSeq and is a predicted model, not a curated record.
CCGGUGUACACUGGGCUCUCCGUCGGUGUGCAGAACUACACCUGUGGAGCCGACGGUACCUGGUCUUCCAUCGGCGCAUUCUCCUACCUAUACGACAUCUCCUGCCUCCCGUUGGACACCCACAGGGCGUUCACGUCGUUCAUUGCUGGCCUCUGGGAUGCUGCGCCGCAGACAGUGACUGCCGCAGACCUCGUUACCAUCACCAAGAACCUCAAUCCCGGCGUCGGGCUCGGCGUCCACUACUGGGUCCCAGACCCGCUCAACGCGACAAGCGGCAGCACCUUCGCCAAAUGGGACUUCAGCCAGUCCGAGCUGAUGGUCAACGACACCAACAAAGUUAAUGCCUUCCUCGUCGCGUCCAAGACCGGCAAUGUCCCCGACCCGUUCACCCCGUCGGUGAACCUGAACUGGCUCGUCGAGUCCGCACUGGUCGUCGACGGAAAGAAUGAUGGACAGCUGGCGGACCAGGUGUUCAGGAUCAACACGAACGGCGGACAGGCACCGAACACUAGUUGCACUCCGAACGCCGAUACCCUCCAAGUCAAGUCUACCAUGGACUUCUGUACGUCCCUUGCCUCUUGA